Molecule: messenger RNA, 2674 nt
Organism: Chelonoidis abingdonii (Abingdon island giant tortoise)
Lineage: Eukaryota; Metazoa; Chordata; Testudines; Testudinidae
Gene: STX4
Product: syntaxin 4
Biological process (GO): intracellular protein transport; vesicle fusion; exocytosis
Cellular component (GO): endomembrane system; SNARE complex; plasma membrane
Molecular function (GO): SNAP receptor activity; SNARE binding
Source: RefSeq, a predicted model, not a curated record
GCGCGGGAGGGUUCCAUCUCGGGCGGGCUGAAGGGGGCGGGGGGGGCCUGCGGCUGGGAGAAACCAUGAGGGAUCGCACGCAGGAGCUCAGAGAGGACGAUGGGAGCUCAGAUGAGGAGGAGGCUGAGCGGGUGGUCCUGGUCGUGAAGCCAGGAUCGGCCAAGUCCAAGGAUGACGGGGAGCCGCCGGACGAGUUCUUCCAGACGGCCCGGGGGAUCCGUGAGGCGCUGAAGACCUUGGAGGGGAAGGUGAAGGAUCUGGAAAAGCAUCAGACCACGAUUCUAGCCACCCCGCUGCCAGAGGACAGCAUGAAGCGAGAUCUGCAGAGACUGCGUGAGGAGAUCAAGGGUCUGGCCAAGGACAUUCGGAGCCGCCUGAAAACCAUCGAACCCAAGAAGGGCGAGGAGGAUGAGAACAGAAACGCCAUCAACACCCGGAUGAAGAGAACCCAGCACGGCAUCCUGUCCCAGCAGUUCCUGGAGCUGAUCAACAAGUGCAACACCAUCCAGUCGCAGUAUCGGGACCGCAACGUGGAGCGAAUCCACCGCCAGCUGCAGAUUACUGGCGGCGGCGUGGUGUCAGACGAAGAGCUGGAGCAGAUGCUGGAGAGUGGCCAGACGGAGGUGUUUGUCUCUAACAUCAUGAAGGACACGCGUGUGACCAAGCAGGCGCUGAAUGAGAUAGAGACCCGGCAUGACGAGAUCCUCAAGCUGGAGCGCAGCAUCCAGGAGCUGCACGAUAUGUUCACCUACCUUGCCACCGAGGUGGAGCUGCAGGGGGAGAUGAUCGACCGGAUCGAGAAGAACAUCCUGGACUCACAGGAUUAUGUCAAGAAGGGACACAAACAUCUCAGCUCGGCCAGGGAGAGCCAGCAGAAAGCCCGCAAGAAGAAGUUCAUGAUCAUCAUCUGCCUCUCGGUCACCGUCGUCAUCGUUGUGGUUAUCAUCGGAGUGGCCAUCGCCACCGGCUAGACCUGUGUUUGGUUUCCACCCCCUCUCCCCCUGCUGUGGGGCUGGGGCUUUCUGGUUUCGUGAGCACGGCCCUGUCUUCCAGCGGAACCACUGCCCCCUGCUGGGAGGUUUAUGCACUGAUGGCCGAAGCGAACGCCCGGUUUAAAUCCUGAUCUUUAAGCACAAGCCAGCCCCCUCCCGUCCAGAACGGCUUCUUUUGACUCCUCGCAUCUCUUGCCUUCGGGGUAGGGGUGAGAUCCGCCCUGAAGAGCCUCUGAUUUUCUGAGGUCUGUGAAUUUGUGGCAUUUUAGUCUGACAGUUCAUCCUCCAUGUCACUUCCUGUGGCUCUGUCCCUCCCCUUUGAGCCUCUUCCUGUUUUGGGCAGUGCCACUUUGCGUGGCAGAGCCCCUCACACUAGCAUUAACUUCAUGCACUAAGCAAGUCAACUUCUUCAAAGCCCACCUCUACCUGGCCACGGCCACUUCCUGUCUCAUCACCCCUCCUUCCAGUAUCUACUUCCUGUUUUGGGAAAAUCAGCUUCGUGUGGGCCCCGCCUCUUGCUCUCUCUCUCCUUCGUGUUACGGUGAUGCCAACUUCCUUUUUAUGCUCUGGCCCCUCCCCUCUGACGUCAACAUCCUGUCUCGGGCGGGCCUGCUGUCUGUGGUACGUUCUGUGUCCCGCCCCCCCUCCAGCUGUGCCCACUUCCUGUCUCAUAUGGUGCCACUUCCUGUGUACCUGCUGCUCUCCCCAACUCCCCUGCUUAGGGUGGGGGACUCCAUGCCCCAGUGAGAGUAUUGGGGCAUCCCAGACCCAUGGGUCGCUGUUUGCUGGUUAGGGGGGCGGUGCUCUGCGGCCUUCCCCGCUCACAGUGCCCUAUCACUGCCUUAACAGCAGGUUCCUCUAGGGGGCAGGGUGGGGUCGGUUUCUGUUCGCACUGCCAGUGAGGUAAGUGCCAAUGCAGCAUGGUGGCUUUUCGGGGGGGGAGGGGGGGCUUCUGUGCCCCUAGUGAGCCAGAACUCCUGGGUUCUAUCCCCAGCUCCGAGGGGAGGCCGACCUCCCCAUGUCUCUUGUGCCUUAACCCCUUGGGGCUCAGUAUUUAAUCAGGAUCCCAUUCAAAUCCCGCGUCCCCCCUCAGUUGACCCUCUCCAUCCCUCAGCCGACUGGCAGGAGAGGCGCCGUUCCACAUGGCCCACUGUCUGGCACCUUUGCUCUGCAUCCCCCCGCCCCUGCUUCCCCCCACUCCCAUCAGCCCCUGCUCCACUCUGUCCUUGGCGCCUCUCCUCCAUCACCCUCCCCCCUAGCCUUAGCACGGCCUUUCGCACUGCUUCCGUCGUACCAAGUGGUGGCCUCACCCCCAGGCCUUGGCUGCCCCCUCUCUUCCCUGGCCCACCUCACCCCCUCAUACCCCAUCCCGAUCCGUGCGGAUGAAGGGUGUCAGCUGACCCAACCCCCCACAGCAAUGCAGAGAAGGGUCUCUGACCUCCUUGCCCCUCCGCCAAGCCAAGCUGGGUCUGACUUGCUGAGGCAUGAGCCAGAUGUUUGCUCUCCCCAUUAACCAGGCAGAGGAUCAGGAUGCCUGGGUUCUUCCCCAGCCUUUUGUUUCAGUUCUUAACCUCUAAGCUGCAAUAUGGAGUGACAUUUCCCAGCUGCCGUGGUGAUUGAAUGUAAUGUGGCCUGACUUGUAUUUUGUAAUAAAAAAGAUAAACAAAGCACUUUUAAAAAUG